AUGCCUCGCAAUGAUAUCUUUGUUUCCUCACAUGCAUUAUCCAGGCACGAUGUUAGAAGCGAGGCACUUGAAAUUCCCAGCUGGGCUGGUAUCUCUCGCCUGGACACCGCUGCUUGGCAGUUUACUGCAUCGGCGGUGGACGUCAGGAAGGGUGCUGAGGCAGGCUGUGGGGGAUGUGAAGUGUUGAAGAAAGGCCUGGAAGGCAUCGCACCUCUGCACAGCGAAGCUGAGGAAAGAAACAAGAUGAACCAAGGAGAUUCGAUCCUGUGGUUCGAAAAUGAGAUGAUCGAAUUGAAGGUCGUGUUCUGUGCCGGUCAAGUGCUCAGAGUCUAUGUCGACGAGAUGAAGAAUGGGAAGGAUGAAGACGAAGAUGGGGCCCUUGGGGGUCCUUUAUAUGAACCGCCGAGAUUUGUCGAGAGAUAUCUAGGGAUGUUCGAGUUCUAUUGCCUGCCAGGUAUGAAAUGUUGUCCGUGGACCACAAUUGGCUCUUCAAUGACCUUAGAAGACCCCUACUUAGAUUCUGAGCCCUGGGAAGGAGGUCCAGUGCAACAUGUCCCGGAAAACCCGCGACUAGACGCGGGUAUUAAAAUGAUUCGGCGAUGGGUUGCAGAUUGCAAUGAACAGCAUGGAGAUUGCAAGAAUGUAGCAAGUUUAUCGGACGACUUUACCCUGCCGAAGCGUGUAUUAGAUGUCGGCGAGGACGAAAAUUCCAUCCGGCUUUUGGAACUCGAGAAUGCUUAUGCAAACAAAGCUAUUAGCUUGCAGGAUACGUCAUACAUUGCGCUUUCCCACUGCUGGGGUCAAAGUCAGCAUCUUGUUACUACCACAGUGACUCUUGGUCAACGCAAACAGAGCAUUUCCUGGGAGUCCCUGCCAAAGACAUUCCAAGACUCUAUUUUAAUCACUCGCAUUCUUGGUCUUAAAUAUAUCUGGAUUGAUUCCCUCUGCAUUAUUCAGGACUCCCUGCAAGACUGGGAGAUGGAGGCCGCGAAGAUGGGUGACAUAUACAAUAAUGCAUACCUUGUCAUCUCAGCUACCGGCUCCGUUGAUGGUGACGGAGGUUGCUUUUUCCAUCGACCUGGAUACACGAAAAUUGAUGUAAAGGACAACGAGAGUGCCAGUGCACAGAUAUAUGUGAGAAGGUGGAAAAGUCAUGCGCCGUUCGGCUGGAAUACUCCACUUCGUAAAACUGGAAUGUGGAGAGCAAAUAGAGCCGGCUGGCGGACGGACACGUCUGGGGAAUACCCGCUGUUCAGCCGAGCCUGGUGCUUUCAGGAGCGAAUGCUAGGAACGAGAGUGCUGCACUUCGCGAAAGGCGAGAUGGUAUUUGAGUGCCUGGCAGCCAUGCAAUGCGAGUGUGGUUCCAUGUCUGACUACGUAGGAGAUCCGCUCCUCCAUUCUCGGGGCAUCCUGCGCUAUGCUAGAACAGGUAGUGCAAGAGCUGCGGGUGGAUACGGUUCGGAUGAUUUGUUUGCCAUUUGGGGGGAUAUAGUUGUGGAGUACUCACGGAAGCGAAUCACAUACGCGACAGAUAUGUUCCCCGCUCUCGCCGGUAUAGCAAGAAAAUGGUCGACACUCGUUGGAGGCCGUUAUCUUGCUGGAAUCUGGAGCAGUGAUAUAUUGCGCGGUUUACUAUGGAAAUCCACCGAACCUGACCCAGAGCAUGACAAUGACACUUAUCUGGCGCCGAGCUGGAGCUGGGCCAACAUUCGGCGUGGAAUUGACUGGAUACCGGGUGGCCAGGCCACCAAGUACUAUAUUGAAAUCGACUUGGCAAAGACUCAGUGUAUACAUCACGGUUUCAAUCACUUCGGUAGAUUAAAGGACGGGGCGCUGUUCCUGAAGGGUCCGGUUGUCACAGGCACACUGAUAUCGAUUGACAAAAAUACCGAUAGAGAGCCGACAGGAUAUGUUAAAACGGUAGGUUUGUGGACAACAAGCUUUGCUGUGGAUAAUGUCCGUCGUUGCGAGAGGCGGAUGGAUGGAGAGGUGCUGGUCCUCCGAUACUGUACAGAUGUCCUAGACGAAAAGACCGGUCGGGGCUUUGGGCGAGCGCUGAUACUUGGAUCCGUACCCGAGGAAGUGGUUACCAAACGCCUAGAAGAUGUGCGAAAGUGGAAUGGUGGGGUGUACGAGAGACUUGGAAUAACGGAGUACUGGUCUGGAGAUGACUGGUCUGGAGAAACGAUGGAAGAUCGCAGCUUAUACAUUAUCUGA
Molecule: messenger RNA, 2217 nt
Organism: Lindgomyces ingoldianus
Lineage: Eukaryota; Fungi; Ascomycota; Dothideomycetes; Pleosporales; Lindgomycetaceae
Product: HET-domain-containing protein
Exons: 2
Coding region: 1-2217 (738 amino acids)
Source: RefSeq, a predicted model, not a curated record